This is a messenger RNA of Penicillium chermesinum, 789 nucleotides long. Its product is annotated as unc-50 family protein. The transcript is spliced from 6 exons. The record is from RefSeq and is a predicted model, not a curated record. Lineage: Eukaryota; Fungi; Ascomycota; Eurotiomycetes; Eurotiales; Aspergillaceae. Gene Ontology annotation, cellular component: Golgi membrane. Bases 1 to 789 code for a protein of 262 amino acids.
AUGAACCCGCACAUCUCUGUCCCUCGUCAACAUGCUGGGCCGGCCAACUUUGGCGCGACCCCCAGCCGCGGGUCAAGCGUGCGCAUGCCACGCUUCUUCAAACGGCUAUUUAAAUUCCCCCAGAUGGACUUUGAAAUGGCCAUUUGGGAGAUGACCUCCCUGCUUAUUGCCCCUAAGAAGGUUUUCAAGUCGAUCUACUACCACAAACAAACCAAAAACACCUGGCACCGCCCCGACCCAUCCUUCACAUACCUCCUUUCUUUCUUCCUACUCCUCACGGCCCUAGCAUGGGGGCUCGCAUAUACACCUUCAUUCGGAGCAAUAAUACGACUCUCGCUCCUAUUCGUCUUCUUACAUUUCAUCGGCUCAUCCCUAGUGGCCUCCGGGGCUCGAGGGGCCGCCGGAGGGGGGGCUGCGCAGGGACUCUUUGUGCAGCCCGGAGAAAAGGAUCAACUUGAGUUUGGAUACUGCUUUGAUGUCUCGAACCGCGCUUUCUUCCCUCUGUACCUCCACCUCUAUGUGGUGCAAUUUAUCCUUCUCCCCCUCCUGACCCGCAACCCAAGCAACUUCUUGGCAACCUUCUUGGGCAAUACGCUCUACCUUUCCGCUCUCAUUUACUACACCUACAUUACCUUCUUAGGGUAUAACGCGUUGCCGUUCCUACACAACACCGAGCUUCUGCUCGUUCCCAUUCUGGUUUUUGCGGUUUUGUGGGUGAUCAGUCUGAUUGCUGGCUGGGGGGUGGUCAUGCACGGUCGAAGUGUCGAGGGGCUGUUUUGGGGUGUAUGA